UCAAGGUCUAGGGUUUAGGGUUUAAGACAAGAAAAAGUUCCAAGUUUGGAAACAAUGAAAAGAAAAUGAAAAACCUUAUUGGCUUUUAUCAAACUGGGCCUCUAUUUCGGUUAAAGUCCGAAAAUACAAAUGUUGACGCUUUGCCUCAUUUGUUUGGCAAAACCCAGAAUCUAAACAAAUCGGCGGCAAAGGUAUGAAGUUCACAGACUCGCCGGUGAUAGAGCUCCCCGUCCGCGACGCCGUCCUCUCCUUCCAACAAGACAACGGCUCCCUCCAUGUCGGCACCACCGUCUGGCCCUGCUCCUUAGUCCUCGUUAAGUUCGCCGAGCGCUGGGCCCCACCAAGCAACCACCAACCCCAAAACCCCUAUUCCGACCUCCUCGACUUCCGCGCCAAGCGCGCCGUCGAGCUCGGCGCCGGAUGCGGAGUCGCCGCCAUGGGGCUUUACCUCCUCGGCCUGACCGACGUCGUCAUCACCGACAUCCCCGCCGUGAUGCCGGCGCUGAAGCGAAACCUCAAGCGCAACAAACCGGUCCUCGGCAAGAACCUCAAGCACGCGAUUCUCCACUGGAACAAGGCGGACCAGAUCGCCGCGCUCAGCCCUCCGUACGACGUCGUUGUGGCGACCGAUGUGGUUUAUAUUGAGGAGACCGUAGGACCCUUGAUCUCCACCAUGGAGGCGAUGGUGAAGGACGACGGCGUCGUUUUGCUUGGGUACCAAUUGAGGUCGCCGGAGGCGCAUAAGCUCUUCUGGGAAAUGUGUGAAGGGGUUUUUGUGAUCGAGAAAGUUCCGCACCAGGAUUUGCACCCGGAUUAUGCCUAUGAGGAGACCGAUGUCUAUAUCUUGCGCAAGAAGAAAAAGGAAAACUGACUCUUCAGCUCAGGUUUUUCAGUUGUUUUCAUGGAUUUUGUUUCGUUUGCUUGUUGUGCUGCUUCAAUUUUUAUGAUGGGAAUUUGCGCUUGUUUAGUACUGUAUUCUGCUUAUGCACUCUGAUUGUAAAUAUGCUUACAAAAUGCUCGAAAAAUCUGAAGACUGUCAUGCCGGAGCGAUUUUUUGGAUGGCUUUAUACAACAGUACUGAAUUCUAGUAAGAGCAAAAGUGUUUGUGUAGUCAAAUGGAUCCAGGAUAGAGCUAAAGAUUCUACAUUAUGGUUGGCUGAACUUUUGUUUAUGUGAAAGAGUUGUGCCAAAACAUUUGAAGGUUCAUGGGAAAACACAAGUUCAUUUGGUUACUACAAACAAGUCGAUCACAAAACAAAUAGCAACUGAACUGAACUUUUACGUGUUUGGAUAAGUUGCUACUGUUAAAACGAAUAAUACCUGAUCCAUCUCUGUUUUUAUUUUGUAAGGCAGUGCGUAGUGGUUUUGAAUUAGAGAACUUUAUGUAGUAUUCAUAUUAUAUAGUAUGAUGCUAAACUCUA
Molecule: messenger RNA, 1421 nt
Organism: Rosa chinensis
Lineage: Eukaryota; Viridiplantae; Streptophyta; Magnoliopsida; Rosales; Rosaceae
Product: protein-lysine methyltransferase C42C1.13
Exons: 1
Coding region: 194-871 (225 amino acids)
Source: RefSeq, a predicted model, not a curated record